UUCACUGCUGUGCUAUAAUGUUUUUACAUCUGGCAUCCCUGAUACCAUGUUUUUGAUUAACAUGUCAAAAAUUCCAGAAAAUUGUUUAGAAAACAAAGUGUUGUUCCAGACGAUCAUGGAUGAAGAAGAUUACCUAGAUGAGCAAAAGAAUGGCCAGCACUGCAGUUUGUGCCUACACUGGAUAAAUGAGUCAUCUUUUGCUGAACAAAUGGUUGAUAUUGCCGCUACCAAUGAAGAUUCGUGUGGCUCCCUCGCCGACAAAAUUAAGGACUAUUUGAAAUUAAACAUCGACCCAAGUGACACCGCCAGUAAAAUUUGCUUGAACUGUGUGCACACGAUUAGUUUCAUAGACGAAUUCCAGAAACUUUGUCGUCAAAUCCAAAAUAUUUACGAUUCGGCACAGUUUUGCUUCAGCGAUGCAAUGAGAUGGCAAAGCUACAAUAAUCACGUCAGCGAGCUGCGGGCACUGCUUAGCGAGCAACGGGAAUGGUUUGAGAACGCCCUUACUGCUACCAGCAUCGUGGAUUCAGCUGUUAUUUGCAACGAUUUCGACAAUAUAGCUUCUCCCGAAUUCGUUCAAGUAAAAGUGGAACAGAUUGAGAAUGAACCAAAGUGCGAUGAGUCUUUGAUUGUGGUCAAAACGGAAAUUGAAGUGAACGAACCGGUUCCAACGCCUUCCGAGCGUGCAACGAGCAACGACCGAUCUACAAUUAUUGAAGAUCGAUUUUCACGAUUUCAAUUGAAAUUAAAAAUUGCACAUGAAUUGCAAGCGCAAAAAUCUAGCAAACCUGAUUUGAAGGCUGUUGGCGAGAAAAUAAAUUUUGAAUUUCACGAGAUAAAUCAAUUGUGGGACGAAAUGGUAAAUUUCUACAGAACUUCCAAAAAACGCGCUUCUGCUGGACAUGAUGCUUCUAUUUUUCGCUGCCGCAGAUGUCCAUUGUUCACCAUAUUGAACGUGAUAAUACCUAAAUACGAACACCACAAACCAUAUAACAUUAAGGCCGCUAAAAAUAAUGACGAGACACAUUUACUAUCCAGCAGAAAGACAUCUAUCAAUCUGGACGUUGCUAUUGCGGAGGAAAUAGAGGCUCAUCCUGAAUUGUGGGAUUUUUCUAUUAGUUGCUCCGUACAGAGCAUGAACAACGCCUGGAAAGAUGUUACACGAAAGUUGGCCAUGAAUAUGACUACCUUUCGAAGACAUUGGCGUCGUUUGCGGGAUAACUAUCGUGCUCAUAAAUUACGCGAGAUGAAAGGUACUUUGCAGCAGGAUCCAGCAGAUGAUCAGUACGAGCAUCUGAUCUCGCUUCUACACAAAUUUUUCGGAAACACUAUGACUAUUCGGCUUCCCGAGGGUACUGUCGAACAGAACGAACAGACAGAGGGAGAAGAUGACGUCGAAGAAGAACAUGACGGCGACCUUUAUAAAAAGGAACAGCAACUAGCGCUGGCACAAGAGUUCCAAAAGUAUCCCAACAUUUGGUGCUACAAACAUCCAGAUUUUCUCAACAUAGAGAAGCGGAAUUAUAUUUUAGAUAAUAUCGCUGAAAAUUUGGCUACCGAUCGUGAAACCGUGAAGCGAGAGUGGGCACGGUUAAAAAAUACGUUUCAUAAUCGAUAUUUACGUCUGAUGAAAGGACAACUUCAGAGUGACGAUGCUCUGAUAGUUGAACCGCUUUACCAAGUGUUCGAUGGGAUGUUUGGAGAAACCACUGGGAAUCAAAAAGAUGAGGAGGAUGAUCCAGACAAAAAAUUCGACAAUGAAACUAAGCUAGAGUUCGCAAAAGCUUGCUACGAUAACGAUAUCCUCUGGAAUAUGAAACAUCCAGACUACGAUGCCCAAGACAAACGUAAUACGGUCUGGGCCUUGAUUGCGCUGCAGUUUGGUGUGUCUCAGGAGAAAAUAAGGAAUGAAUGGGGUUUCUUGCGUGAUAUGUACCGAAGUCAGUACUUGCACGCCCAGAGCAAUUCGAGAAGGAAAAGAAAAAACGAAUCAUUGAUGACGCCUUUGCGUCUACUGAUGAAAAGCAUGUUCGAAGAGCAAAUGAUUAGCCUAUAUGUCCAAGAAAAGCAUAUACGAACUGUAAGUAGGUAUAAAAAAGGUAUCAAAACAAGGCAAGUGAAAAAGAUUGAAAUGAAACCAUUCGGUACACCAGAAGCAAGGCUAAAGCUGUUAGAGGAAAUAUCAACGCACGAUAUCAUCUGGAACGUAAAUAACCCCAAUUUCAAGAAAGAGGCGCUGCGUGUGGGAGUAUUCGAAAAAAUCGCAGAGAAAUUUGACCAAACUCCUUCAAUCAUAAAAGAAGAGUGGAAGAAACUUAAAACUUUACGUCGACAUCUGAAGCGUCGGAUUGCUCACGGCAGUCUGGAUCCAAAUUCAGACGAUAUGGAUCCGUUGCAUGCUCUGCUAAUGAAACUUCAGUCUCCUAAACUCACAAAAACAGUGGAUGAUGUCCUGUUGAGUGAAGAGGAGUCAUAUCCCAAGCGGCGAUACGUUGGUAAGCGAAGUUUCAGUGAUGAUGGAUGUAUAAAGCUCGAAGUGAACGGAACUGUACGAUACGCAAAAGUGUGCGAGCUCUGCGGAAAGCAGGUUGAGAGGUCCCAUUUCGAGUACCACAUGAAUGCGCACUAUGGUCACACGCCGUAUGCGUGCUCUUUCGAAGGGUGCGAUAAAAAGUAUAGUAACAAAAGCAUUCGUGAUAAACAUGAGAUAGCAGUCCACAGCGAGGAUGGUUACAAAUUUCCGUGCGAUCGGUGCGAUAGGAAAUUCAAACAGAAGUACAAAUACGAGUAUCACUACGCCGUCCAGCACAAGAGCCUGGAGCUUCCGUGUAGUAUUUGCGGCAAGCUGCUGCCGCACAACCUAGUUCUCAAAAGACACAUGCGUAUUCAUGUACAAAACUAUGAGUGUCACAUUUGUGGCAAAGUGGUGCAGAAAAAGCACACAUUAAAAGUCCACAUGCGUGUUCACACCAAAGAAAAACCAUACCAAUGUGAGCUUUGCGAGCAACGGUUUAUGCUGAAUGUUCAACUGAAGACCCAUCUGCUUAAGGUACACGACGUCGUGUUAGAGAAGAUGCAAACUCAAGUGUUAAAUAAAAGUUAGUAGGAGCUGGCUUUCUUUUCAUAUUAUUGAA
Molecule: messenger RNA, 3134 nt
Organism: Toxorhynchites rutilus septentrionalis
Lineage: Eukaryota; Metazoa; Arthropoda; Insecta; Diptera; Culicidae
Exons: 6
Coding region: 47-3103 (1018 amino acids)
Cellular component (GO): nucleus
Molecular function (GO): zinc ion binding
Source: RefSeq, a predicted model, not a curated record